AUGGCAGACUGGGACGACAGGCUGCCAAGGGUCCGCGGCCGCUAUGCGUUCGACGUCGACCUCUCCCGGACGGUCUGGUUCCGUGCCGGCGGCCGCGCCGAUGUCGUGUUCCGGCCGGCUGAUAUCGACGACCUCGCGCACUUCCUCGCCGCCCGCCCCGCCGAUGUGCCGGUAACCGUGGUCGGCCUCGGCUCGAAUCUUCUGGUGCGCGACGGCGGCGUCGAGGGCGUCGUCGUCCGUCUGCGGCAGGGAUUUCGCGAUGUGCGCGUGCGUUGGGAUGUCGGCGCCGGCGCUCUCGACAUGAACGUGGCUCGCUAUUGCCGCGAUCAAGGGGUCGACGGCCUGGCCUUUCUCAGCGGCAUUCCCGGCACCAUCGGCGGCGCGCUCCGCAUGAAUGCGGGCGCCUACGGCUACGAGAUGGCCGAUGUUCUCGUCGAGGCGCGUGCGCUUGACGGCGACGGCACCAUGCACGUGCUCGCGCCGGAUGCGAUGGGCCUCUCCUACCGCCAUUCGGACGUGCCGGACGACUGGAUACUCGUUUCGGCGGUACUCGCCGGGCGUCGUGGAGACCCCGCUGCGAUCGCCCGUCAUAUGGAAGAGAUCAACAUCGCGCGGGAAGCGAGUCAGCCGAUCCGCGCCCGCACCGGCGGCAGCACCUUCACCAACCCCGAAGGCAACAAGGCGUGGGAGCUGAUCGACGAGGCCGGCUGCCGCGGCCUCGCCCGGGGCGGAGCCCAGAUUUCGGAGCAGCACUGCAACUUCAUCGUCAAUGCCGGCGGCGCUACGGCCUCGGACAUCGAGGGGCUCGGCGAGGAGGUUCGCCGCCGCGUCGAGCAGAAAACCGGCCUCUCGCUCAGGUGGGAGAUCCGCCGGAUCGGCCGACACGGCUGCUGGCCCGAGGGCACAGGGGAGGGCGAGGCAUGA
Molecule: messenger RNA, 924 nt
Organism: Geodia barretti
Lineage: Eukaryota; Metazoa; Porifera; Demospongiae; Tetractinellida; Geodiidae
Source: the annotation of a GenBank genome assembly